This is a messenger RNA of Plutella xylostella (diamondback moth), 755 nucleotides long. RefSeq names its product protein tyrosine phosphatase, mitochondrial 1 (gene PTPMT1). Gene Ontology annotation, molecular function: phosphatidylglycerophosphatase activity; phosphoprotein phosphatase activity; phosphatidylinositol-4,5-bisphosphate 5-phosphatase activity. Gene Ontology annotation, biological process: protein dephosphorylation. The record is from RefSeq and is a predicted model, not a curated record. Lineage: Eukaryota; Metazoa; Arthropoda; Insecta; Lepidoptera; Plutellidae.
AUCUGACACUGACAGUUAUAGUGACAGCCCAUUUUGGACAUCUGUCAAACAAAAGUCAAAGUGUGGCUGGACUGGUGAUCGUGCCGUGCAAAACAAAACGGGAAUUAUUGUAAUAAGGCCCCCACCACCAGCUUUCACCAUGGGUACCGCGAUGUUUGCGAGGGUCUCGUUCUACCCCACUCUCCUGUACAAUGUUCUCAUGGAGAAGGUCACAGCACGGAGGUGGUAUGACCGGAUGGAUGACACCGUGAUCCUGGGAGCCCUCCCGUUCCAGGGCAUGACGAGACAGCUAAUUGAAGAGGAGAACCUAAAAGGAGUGGUGUCAAUGAACGAGACGUAUGAACUGAAGGUGUUUUCAAAUGAUGCUGAGAAAUGGCGCGAGAACGGCGUGCAGUUCCUGCAGCUGGCCACGACCGACAUCUUCGAGGCGCCCGACCAGGACAAGCUGUACGAGGGCGUGCGCUUCAUCAACAGGUUCCUCCCCGCCUCAUCCAAGCUGCCUUUACCGGCGGGCGCGGAGGCCCCCGCAGAGGCCGGCUCGGUGUACGUGCACUGCAAGGCAGGACGGACAAGGAGCGCCACGCUCGUCGGAUGCUACCUUAUGAUGAAAAACGGCUGGUCUCCCAAGGAAGCAGUAGACUACAUGCGGUCGCGGAGGCCCCACAUCCUGCUGCACACCAAGCAGUGGGAGGCGCUCGCCAUCUUCCACCAGAGACAUGUGAAUAAGUCCUAGUAGACUGUGAGACCCUGGUACU